Messenger RNA from Anopheles funestus (African malaria mosquito), 19851 nucleotides. RefSeq lists its product as uncharacterized. Gene Ontology annotation, biological process: microtubule cytoskeleton organization; intracellular signal transduction; protein phosphorylation. Gene Ontology annotation, molecular function: ATP binding; tau-protein kinase activity; protein serine/threonine kinase activity. Gene Ontology annotation, cellular component: cytoplasm. The record is from RefSeq and is a predicted model, not a curated record. Bases 11087 to 17131 code for a protein of 2014 amino acids. The transcript has 13 exons. Lineage: Eukaryota; Metazoa; Arthropoda; Insecta; Diptera; Culicidae.
AGUUAAAUACUAAAAAAAAUGUGAGAUUUGAACCGUUUUAUUUAUCUGCACGCUAUAAGCUUCAACUUUCUCGCUGUGCUGCGGAAACGAUUGUACGAAGUGAUGCAAGAAAUGAAUCACAUUUCAAGACAAGAAUCAUUCAAAAUGGAAAUGAAGUUGCCUUUUGUCACAAACCCCUCAAUGCAGUGCGAACAGAAGCAAAACGAAAAGGUUGUGUAAUUAAGUGCCCCAGCAUUACGCCGAUAAAGAAUGCAAUAUAAUUAACUUUACUGGAAGCAAUGGUUCGUACGGCAGUGUGCUACACUAGCUUUUCUUCCUUAUUUUCCACCCAAAUCACCCAAAAUGGGAAGCAAUGCAACGGACAGAGGAUGGGUUUGGGAGUACAGCCGUUUCGGAUGCAGUGUCGCCCCAUGUGUUUAGUGAGCCAAAAAGGGUCGACCGAAACCGAAAUAUCUCUCACAAUUUUCCAUCGCCCCACCAUCCGAUGACACCCGAUGAUCGACUGCCGAUUGAGACUGGCGUUUGCGUGCGCUGGUGCGCUUGGUGGAAAGCAAGAGUGAGAAAGCUAUCGUCGAGCGUGAGUUUGUAAGCUGGGAGGAUGAGAGUAAACGCAUCUCUCGACACAGCACAUACGCUGGCCCCAACGGGCAGUAGUAGUGUGAACGCAACGCAGGCACGAAUAUUUUCAGGAAAUCGGGAAAAACCAUUUUUCUCGACGUUUAUUUUUGGAAAUGUUGUUCUCGGUCGCGCACCGUCGUACCGAGCGCGAGCAGUGCAGAUCACACACCACGGGGCUACCACGGGCGGUUUUGGUCUGUUCGGGUAUUUGGUAGUUUAUUCGUGGCGUGUCACUCUAGGAACCGACACACGCACGGUGUUGCGAGCCAUCGUCUUGCGGUGUAGUUUUAAGCGGUAAAUUUUUGCUUCGUACGGUAAUGAAAAUUUUGAGCCUGGGAAAAGGAAAACUUGCCUCACUGCAAGUGAAAAGCGAUUAAAACACCGGGAAAAGCAUCGAAAUACCGUUACGGGAACUUGCGUGUGUGAGUGUAUGUGUAUAAAUGGUGAAGGAAAAUCCCUUUUGGUGUAUGGUCGGAAAAAGGGCCGGGCACACUCAUAUGCCCCCAAAAAGAUCCGGGGAGGCGCUGUACAAAUGAUGUGUGACGGUUUUUGGGUGUGUUAAUGUGUAUAUGGUGUUGGUGUGAGUGUACGUGUGCCAGUACGUGAGCAAACGGGAUAGAAAAUGUUGGUUCCUUUUGCAAUGAACGAUACAAAAUAGGGAUCGGUAAGAAAUAAACGCGAAGAAAAGGCAAGAACCUAUAGUGAGUGCACCCCAUCAUCACCAUCAGUGAGGAAAAACAAAAGUUUCUCUCAUCGCAGUGUGCACUACUUGAAGUGAAGAAGCAAAUCGGUGAAGAAAAUGGGAAAAGCGCCACUAACCGCCGGUGGAAGCUUCGGCACGCGACUACUGUUAAACACGCGCAGCGGAAGGAAAAACAUGGGAACAGGGGAAAGAAGGUAACAAGAAAGGAGAAAAGAAAAACAACACAAAAACAAAGUUUCCAAGUGUGCACGGACAUGGCCACAAUCGCACACCAACACACAGUACAGUGUUACCGGAAUUUCAAAACGUCCCCGAAUCGUUACGGAUGAUUUUUCCGAAGUUGUGUGAGAAAAACGUGCAACAAGCGAAGAAGCAAAAGGGAAAACACACAUCAGGGGAAGAGGUCCGUUUAAAUUAUACUUCUUUUUUUUACGGGAAAAAUGUUUUUCUUCACUUCUCAUCAGUUAGUCUUGCGUGGGUGCGAAAAAUCAUGGCUGAAAGAGUUUUGAGAUUUGCCUGCCUUACAUUGGUUAAGCGGAACGUGCAUGAAGGACACUCGUCCAUGUUCCGGUUAGCUGGAAAAACUGCAUCCCAUCGUACGAACGGUUGUUCCAGCAAAUGUUUGGGAAGCCCGAUAAGCCGCUCGUUAAGCGGAUAAAUAAUGACCCCGGUUCGCAUGUGGGGGUGUCAGCCAUAGGAUGGAUUUUUCACUUGAUUCCAGACGAUAGGGUAAACUCGAAGAAGAAAGAACAAGAAAAAAAAAACGAUAAAGAAGUGGGUAAUCAAAUAAUUAAUUAGCAUUAUCAAAAAGGGGAAGGAAACUGCCAUCAAUUUUGGUAGCCUUUAUCUACUCGUACACACGCCUUCGUCUGUCUUCGAUCGUGUGUUUUUUGUGUGUUUUUUUAGUAGCAACUAAAGUUACUCUUUGUGCAUCAUACUGGAUGGGGACUUGGAUGUGGUCAAAUUGAUAAUGUGCGGCUUGAGAGUAAACAUGGCCCGGGAUCAAAAUCCAUGUGAAGAUCGGGUUGAUUUCUGGACAUUCUUAAAGUCUAAAGAUCAAGAAAAAUUGUAUUAAACGUCUAUUGGGCAGUUUAGUAAAUGUUCUAAACCUUUUUUAAUUUAAAGUUAUAAAAAUGUUUUUUUAAAGGCGUAACAAAGUACAAUCUUACUAAUGAAACCUUCAAAACCAUUUUUUUUCAAUGAUACUUGACUGCAAAAGAGUGGCGGAUGGAAAAAAUGGCCAAAAAAAUCGAUGUUGUGCAACCCUGACCAAAUUCCAAACCCAUCUUGCUGAAUGUCCUGUCCAUUGUACGGUUUUCAACAAAAAAACACACAGUUUGAAAUCGGAAGUGCCCUUGGGGCCGGCAUACCACCCAUAACGAACUCAUAAUUGAGUCGAAAUCUUGCUCCUUUUAGGUGUAGUGUUCCGGCGACACACUGUCCAUAAACCGAAGCGAUGUACAAAACCACUCUCGAUUCGAUCGUAAACUUUUCUCGACCAUUUCUUUCGAGUCUAUAUGAACAGCAGUUUUUCUUAUGAAAUUACCAUACACCAAUAGACGAAUCUUUCGGUUCGGUUGAGGGAGAGACACGACAUCAUCGAGUGUGAUUUGAAUAAUUUGUCCUUCGUGUAGUGCAUUUUAUAAAUGAAUUUCCACGACAUUCCUCCUGUCACAGAUCUCCGGUAUACCCGGCGAAGACACCGGCCUCGUAACAGCAUGGCAUGGUGAACGAUAAAAACUAAUUAAAUAAAAACUUUCAUUCGUCUCCUCCCGACAAUUGACGCACACGGCGCGUAGGGAAUGGGCGUAUAGGAGACACCAGCCAGAGAGGUGGAUGAGCAAUGAAUGCAGAAUAGUUCCGGUAAUAUGGAACGUUGUUAACAAGAAUUUUAUGAACUUUGUUGGAUAGAAAGCGGAGUACGUUUUAUUAGGUGUUUGUCAGAUUUACAGUUUUUUUUAGUAUGCAAUGAAUGCACUAAUUUGAUUAAUUCUUGUACGAAUGCGUACGGAGUUUAUGUCGCGUUGUUAUGUUAUGGGGGCUCUUUAUAUGUGCUACAAUUCUUUGCAAGAAUUGGAAAUAAAGUUGCAAUUGGUAAUGAGAGAAUGCUUGGAAAAAAGGUUUAAUAUAAAGAUUCGUCGGUUUGUGUAAUAAUUCUCUUACUUACAAUAGAAUAUUAUUAUUGAGGAAUCUUUCACUGGUUUUUUUUCUAGAAUCCUAGCAGCUUCUUGCUCGAUCGAUGCCUAGGUGUACGGUUGAUAACACAAACCGGGUGCAUUAACACGUAAAUUGCCAUUAACCAACCCAUUGUGUGCUGGUGGCUUGAAUGGAACUUGAUUGUAGUCUUUUCUUCCUCCGAGGAAAAGUGAUAACCCAAUUUAGACGUUGGAAUACACCACAUCAGGGAUGAGCAACUAGUUUUUGAUUAUAGUCGAAUUAUAUUUCUAGUUUGAUUAACGAGCAAACUUUAAGUAAUUCAACUCUUUAAUUGUAUAAUAUUUCCCAAAUCAUUUUUUUCCAAUAAUCUUUAAAACUAGCUAUGAAAAUGAUACAGUUUUUGCCAUCCCUUUAUCGGAGAUCAUGUAACAGGAAUGACCAUUUGGAAGAUAGUGUGUGAAAAUAAUCAAACUCCCGACAACUAAGUUUGUAUGAUACAGGCCAGAUGUUCUUAAUAAAAUAUAAUUGAAGGUAUGAAACGUUCCUCAAAAGUUGUCCAGAGUCCCACGGCAAAUUGCUGGGAAUCUUUUUUAUGUCUAUAAUCUCGAUAUUCUAAUGUUCUUGCUCAAGAGGGUAAUGUUAGCUGAAAUAAAUUAUUUAAGUAUAUUUAUAUAACAUACAUCUCCUUUGCCAUUAUGAUUGAAAAGCUUUUCCACCCCUGUAACUAUCGCACCCGAUGGAACUGGAGUCACUUUCAUCCAAACCAUUCUUCUUUGCUCUUCAACGAAAUUGCAUCCCAGGGACGAGGAAGAAAUCCCACCACUUGACUGUUUGUGGAUCUUUCAUCAUGUACUCCGGUUUGCGUCCGGAUACUACAUACAGCCCUGGGUUUAUGUAUCACAGUUUGCCCUUCGCUCCAGCUCCAUUUCCGCCUUCCAACCCGUUCGUGCCUUAUCGGUACACUUGGGACGGGCAAAGGAACAAGGAUCCCUUCGAGCCGAUAUCGUUCGGUACGAGCACCAGCACCCUAAUGUACACUUCCCUUCAUUGUCCGCAAACUAUUGCACUAUUCGCUUGCCCUGCUACGAACCUCUUUUCGAGGACGGGGGAUUUCGCUGCGAAGUGUCUCAGUUCCGGCUCAAUUCAGUUCUUUCGCAUUUGUGAAAAGCAAUUUUCCACGCUUGAACAAAACGAACCGGGGUCGACCUUUGCCUUUGCGAGCUAAUGCAAACGAAAGCUUUUCUUGUCAUUUUUUUUUUGUUCGCAUUUAAAAUGCAAGCUUACGCUUAACUCGAUUCGAAGGCAAAUGAUUGAAACGAGUUGUGACUGCUAAGGGUAUUUUGGUAGGAAAUGUUUACAUAAGAAGGAUUGGAAUUCUUUUUUUUUAUACAAAAAAAUUAAUUGUAAUUUGAAAUCCAUUUACGAUUGAAUAUUUUGUUAAAUUAAUUUAGGUGUAGAGCGGCUACAGCAUACCUAACUCAAACAUAACUCAAACAUAGUUGGAUGACUUGGCUGAAUACUAUCGCUACGAGGCUAUUUAUUCAGAUGAGCUAGGAUCUUUUGAUAGACAAUCCAGAUUCAUGAAUUCUGAACGAAUAUUUACACCGAAACAAUGACACUGAAUCUCUAUCAUGAAGAUUCAUGAAUAUUUAAAUAAGAGAAAGAAGAGAGAUACAAUAUCUUUAAUCUUUAGAUAUUCCUUGGUCUUUGGAGAUUCAUGAAUCUCUUGAGUUUCCACUGAAGAUUGAUAUAAUAUUAGUUGUUAGAUCAUACGAUAUUUUGACCCAAUAUUCACAGGCUUGGUGUGAUAACUGGUUACCAAAAAGGUCAAACGGAUUCUCUCCUUCAUCCUAUACCAUGGCUCAUAGCUUUUAUUUGUUAUUUGGCAAUCUUUUGGGAUGUUUUCUCUAGCGUAUUUUAUUCUUCAACUUAUCCAUCCAUAAACAUCCAUUCUGUUUACCUACACUGUAAUGAUGGCUUUCACCCGUAUAUAAGCGGAUGUAUGCAGUUCGUAAGUGUGGAAACUUAUUCGGCACACAUCCUGCAUCAUCCGGCUACAAAAAAGGGGAAAAUGCUGACGCUUCUCAACCUUAUACGACGAUCGUUUCGGGCAAAAAUUCAUUCCCAAUAAAGGGAAAAGCAUCCGGAAAAGUAAAGCACCCGGACGAGGAUGAUGUGCUACCGGGCGAGGGAAAAACGCAAAUAUUGAUGCAGUGCGCCUUCCCUUGAUUGCGGUCCAGUGUGUUGUGUGCUGUUCGCAUGUUCCCAUUCGUGUGUUGGGUUGGAGCACAUUUUUAACCACAUUCCACGUUGGAGUUUUGCUUCCGAGUGGUAAAAUUAUUUGCUGAUGAAAUUUUGCAAAUCCCUUCCUCCCCGGACACACUGUUUGGCUUUGUGCUAUCAGUUUCCUUCGCAGUGCAAAAAAGAGCUACGAUCGUUCUAAUAAAACCGUUUGAUUGUGUGGGGAUUUAAGCGUUACUAAUCCCCUACUCUUCCGGUUGCAUUAAGCUUUGUUUCAGAAUGUUGUGUGCCGGUAUCGAUAGGAUAGAAUUAUGAACAAAGUGAGUUUAAGCACAUUAAAAGUGUUAAUGAGUAAUGGCGCUGCUUUUCGUGUUUAUUACACGACAAAACAAAGCAAAUAGUAUAGUAACUAACUACCUACUUUACAAAAGCUGUUGCAAAACAUGUUUCUCCAUUAAUUUUAAUGUCUUAUUAGCAACUCUGCUAGCGUCCCCUUCUUCGUCUCUUCCACACACAAAAUGGUCUCUCGUCUGUACAUUCGGUUGCCAUUUGACAGACAGCUGUGGUGAAUGUGGCCGCGCUGAUUUUGCGUAGGCGAACAGCUCGUGAGCGAAAACCUACGGAUUGUUCGAUCUACUAAAGCUGCUAUUCUGGUUGUUGUGCACGGUGGUUCAUUGUUAAUACGUAUAGUGGCAGCUCGUGCAGAAAUGAUUUUUUCUUUAUUUACUUAAAAUCAUUGAGAUGAAUAAUAGAAAAAUUUAAUUUACAUAAGUGUGUUAUCAAAUCUACUUAUUAGACCCUGAAAGUAUGCAAUCACCAUAUUUUAAGGUAAUGUAAAAUUUUGGAAGAUGUACUAAGCGACAUUUUUUUAUGUUGCAUACAUCCAGGCGUUUGAAUUAAAAAUCACACAGCGAAUGAAAACUAUUUAUAUUUUUUCUUUUACGAAAUGCAGUUAUCUUGUCUUUGUAGUUAAUUCGUUGCUAAGAUAAAGAUUUUCAUAUAACGUCUAAAAAGAUAUUCGUUUUUUAUGCUUUUUAUCCUGAACUUAGAAUGUUUUAAUUGAACAAAACAAAUUUUCUAAUGAAAUUUGAUAUUUUUUUCUUCUUUUGCGUGAUUAUUUUCCAACAAACAAAAAUCGACUCCAUUUGUGUAUCUUUUAGCCAAAAAAAAAAUGAUCCAGAGCAUCGCCAUUUUCACCACCAAUCCUCUGAUUGCUUUAUUUGCCCGUACUGUGGCAUGUUUCUCGGAGCAAUGGCGUCUCACUCCAGAUGGUAGCGACCGUAGCCGGUCCACUGUGCGGUGAUGGUGUUCAGCUGGUCCCGCACCGUAAGCCUUUCCACGGACGGAGGUUUCGAUUGUUUAUCUGUUUGUUGUUUGCGUCUGUCCCGCGAUGGCCUUGGCCGAAUGUACGCUUUUGCUGGAAUAUCGAAAGCCAAUUGGAACGACCGAUGAGCACGAGGCAACAACUUCUUUUCGGUCUUUGUUCGUUCCCUCUUCUGUAUAUUUGCUUUACUUUCUUUGCUGGCCAAAUGCUGUAACUGAACUCGCGCGAAUCGUAUCCUUGAGACACACUCACCGGGAGUGUGUAAUGGUGCGGUUUGCACAACGGGGCAAGGUGCAGGCAAAGCGUUAUUUUGUAUAAAAUGUUGCCACCGUAGUGUCGGCAUUCGAAAUCUUCCGUCGAAUCAGCUCCGUCUGUAAGCUCGGCUCUGGGAAGUCGGAGGCGGAGGGAAAAAAUAGGAAAAUAAUUAAUGUCCUGAGGCUGCUGGGUUCGUGGUGACGGCGGUGACUUUGGUUCACGAUAAUCGGAAGCUGUUUACAUAACAAAAUCAUUAUUUACUCGAACGUUUGAAAAUUAAUUGGACUUUGUGCGCGACGGCAACGCGUAACGAGUUUGUGAAGAUAAGGAAAGAAUUUAAAAUUUUCAUCAUUUCAUCGCAAAUGAGUUUAUUGGAAGAACAUUUUAAAAAAGCUCAAAACAUCAAUUUCAGUUUUGGUUUUAAUUAAUUUGAUAGGAAAAAGUUUACUUUUACUUACUAGAACAAAAAACAAUUUCAUUAUCAGUCGGUUGUCAGUCGGUUCGUUUCAGUCGAGUCGAUAAUCACUGUUUACUGUUUUGUGUUUGUUACUGUCCUAUCCGCCGGUGUUUUUUGAAGCAUCCAGGCGAGUGACCUGCACCCAUUCGCAUUACCAUUAAAACAGAUGCUCAAGCGUAAAACUAAAAAAAAAUACCAAGAGAAAAGCAUCAUGCAAGGAAUGGUGGCGUGCACGCGCGUAAAGCUUUUUCAUGUGAUGCUCACGCGUCACUAAUGACAUCGACAUUGGGCUCCCUGCCAGGCGGAGUGAAAGAAGAAGAAGACACAAAAAAACCCGCACACGGACUUGAUUUUCAAACAUUGGUGCUACUAGCAAUGAUCCGCAUUGGGGGCGUGUGUGUUUGUGAGUUGAACGGUGGAAAAGGAAAGGCGGCGGGAGAGGAGUUAAAAAGAAAAUCACAACACUACGCGACCAACGGACAUAUUGCUGCUCACACACAAUCGAAGGGUGGUAGGUCUGGUUUUUUUUUUCUAACAUCAUUAUGCAAUCGGACAUUUUUAAGUUCAAGCAAUGGUUUCGCUAUGCAAACAUUUGCGAUCGCGUGCAUGUGUGUGAUCGUGAAAAAUGAGACCAAAUUAUAGGCAAAUACCUACUUGAGUCUCGCCUUGCUCUUCUUAUUUCCCAACGCCCUUCGUUCGGGUGAACUCUUUUGCACAAGUGGUCGGUUAAUGAUGUUUUAAUGAGCAGAACGAUAUUGUUGUCCAUGAUAUUUGGGUCAGUGUAAUAGGUGUUCGUGUGUGUGUGUAUGGAUGUCGAUCAUAAUCGAACUCAUUAACGUUCAUAUUGUUUUGAUUUAGUAUGUACAACGACCUGAACAAACAUGGCCGAUGAAUGUUUUGAAAAAUCCCACACAAAAACUUCUCAUCUCCCUCAAAAGUGUGCUUAAUAACUUUAAAUCAGUUUAUAAACGGUGGUUUUGCACACUAAUAUUUACCACACGCCGCACAGUUUCGAUGCGUUCUCGCUUGAAGUGUUUAAUUUUAUUAUUGAAACCCAAGCGCAGCUAAAAACAAACAGAAGAGAGAGAGAGAGAAAAAAACACAUCGGCAUCGUGCCAGAAAACUUUCCAACAUAUAUGUAUUAUCGUUAGAAAAUUAUCCCAACCCAACCCAGCCCCUGGAACCGAGUUGAGUUGUGCUUUCAUGCUUAAUUAAUUGAAUUUAAUUAUCAUUCCAUAAUAAUAAUCCCUUUCAAUAGUUUCCCCAUUUUGGUCGUUUUUGUGUGGAAUGAAAAACAAUUUAAAAUGCGAUCGGGUUUUGCUAAAGUUUUGUGCUGUAAAUAGUUUUCCGGACACGGUUUUUUGCUGCCAUUAAACAAACUGUUGGUGGGAAAGUUUUCCAAAUGAUGUCUCGUUCUAUUUAGUGAAAUAAGCGAUAUGUAUGUGAUGGAGACGCAUGGUGUUUAGUAGAGCGACACAUACAAAAGUGGAUUUCAUACGUUGUUUAACGCUAUAAUUUAUUUCAAAAGUAUACGAAUGAGAUGAAAUAUUAUCGAAAUGUUAAAUUAUAUUAACAUUCAACAAGCGAUCGUGUGUGUUGGCAGCUUUAGCAUUGUACCGUGUUUUAAAAACAUUUUGCUACAACAAGGAUUUACACCAUCACAAUAAGCGAUAUACCAUGUCAAAUCGUGUGUGCUGUGCUGUGUACUAUUCGCUGUUUGUACUCUACACGCCUACGAUAAAGAUUAAAUUGCGUUUUAAAUUCCUGCCUUUUACAUUGUACCGUCGCGACCGUCGCGUCGAAUGAUGCCACAGCAAGCGAGGAUCGGAGACGAGACAAGAUCAUCGGUUGAUGGUUUUUUAUUUUGCUUGUUUGCCUUGCCGGCCCGUCGUUUCGCUUUCUUCUCGCACCGUCCAUUGAACUCUACAAUGCGUAUGUGCGCCGUAUAUAAACGUGUUUGAAUGAUGUGUGGCCUGAGUUUGAGUUUAAAUAAUUACACAUGCUUCUAGAGCCUGAGCGUGCGGGGUUUUUUUUUUUGUUUGUUUGUUUUGCUAUGUAUCUUUAUAAUCAUCCAUUACUGUGCCAUUUAAUACAAGGUUUUAAUUACACAUAUUCAUACUUUUAUUUUCUCCCAUCAAAAGGGGUAGCUAAUAAUCAAUGCAAAAAUAUGUUUGAUGAAUAUGCUUUUAUGUACCUUUCGAACAAAAAAAAACUUGAAACUGAAUGCGGCUUUCAUUUCACCCAUAAGUUUUUUUUAGCAGCUUCCUAUCACCACUCAUCGAUUAAAUAAUCUGUAAUAAAAAUAAAGUUGGAAGGAUAAAAAAUUCGUCCCUAUUUCGUCUCGAUAUUUUGUGCAGUAAAAUAGUACACCCCCCUUUACUACACGCACACGAUCACGAUCACUGUGUGUGUGUGUGUUUGGUGCUGCAAGUGUGCGUAAUAAAGUGAAUAUCUCAGCGCUCUUCUGCUUUCUGUGACAAAUGUGUUUCUAGUUUGUGGCGCCUCAGCCACUCAGUGAGAUGUUCGAGUCACUUUUCAUCGUUUCGAAUGAGAGGAUUGGAGCGACAGAGAAGCAGCACUUUUCUUUUGGCACUAUAUUGCUACCCCGAUCGUUGGAAAAUGAGCGACAGUUUCGCUCACCAUUUUCAAUGUUUGAUCGUUUCUCCGGUCUCAUCUUUGGCGUACGCAUGAAAGAGCGUAGCGAUUCUGUACCAGGAAAGGGACUUGGGGAGACCAUACGUACGGGCUUAGUUUGCAGCACAAGCGUAACAUGGUACAAGUUUUUCCGCCAGUUUGGAUCGGAUUGGAUUGCUAGCGGUUUGGCACACUUGGUGUGAAGUUCGGUAUCGGUAUCAAUAUUGGUGUAUUUUAUUUUUAGUACUAGGAUAACAUUGCCCUCGCAAAAGGCAGUUUGUACAGUAGUUUUUUUUUAUACAUAACGUCCUAUUUCCGUGUGUACCGCGGGGUGUGCGUGUAUUUAUGAAACAGAAAACACACGCUGUAGUGUUUCACCGUCGCCGAAAAUCUCGGGUGAAAGUUUCAAUUUAAGUUAAGCCCACAGCACAGCCCAAAACAACCGCAACAAUUAUAGCGGUAAACCCGGAACGGUUCCUCACGCUCCCCCAAAAAAAAAACAACCAGCUGGAAACCGUACCAUUAGACUGCUUUCCCGCACAGGACAUAGGACACAGAGAAAAAAGGGAGAGAGAUAAAAAAGAGGAUAAAACAAAAUAAAAUCUGCGCUUCCUGUUUGUCCGCGUGUUUGAAUGUGUAUGUGAUUGUAUGUGAGUGAUUUAACGAUUAGCAACAAAAUAGUGGCACAGCGUACAAAAUGGUGAUAGGCGAGCAGGUGGAAGGCGGCGAGGCGAUGCCUCCGUCGCCGCAACAGUUCCCUCCACAGAAGGCAACGAUAGAGAACAUUAUGAGCGGCAUAGAGAAUACCGGUGCGGUGAAGAUGAACAAUCAUAGGAAAAAACUUCGUCAAAGAUUUGACAUAAUAAAAAAGCUCGGCCAAGGCACAUACGGCAAGGUGCAGCUCGGUAUCAACAAGGAAACUGGUCAGGAGGUAGCCAUCAAAACGAUCAAGAAGAGCAAAAUAGAAACGGAAGCUGAUCUCAUUCGGAUACGGCGCGAGGUACAGAUUAUGAGCUCCGUCCAGCAUCCCAACAUAAUACACAUUUACGAAGUAUUUGAAAACCGCGAAAAAAUGGUACUAGUCAUGGAGUUUGCGGCCGGUGGCGAGCUGUACGAUUAUCUGUCCGAACGGAAGGUGCUAGCGGAGGAGGAAGCCCGACGGAUCUUUCGCCAGGUAUCGACCGCCAUCUACUACUGUCACAAGCACAAAAUUUGCCAUCGCGAUCUGAAGCUCGAGAACAUUCUGCUGGACGAGAACGGUAAUGCAAAGAUUGCCGACUUCGGUCUGUCGAACGUGUUCGAUGAGCAGCGCCUGUUGGCCACCUUUUGUGGUUCGCCCCUGUACGCGUCGCCUGAAAUUGUCAAGGGUACGCCCUACCAAGGUCCGGAGGUUGACUGCUGGUCGUUGGGUGUGCUGCUUUACACGCUAGUCUACGGAGCGAUGCCGUUCGAUGGGGCCAACUUUAAGCGGUUGGUGAAACAGAUCAGUCAGGGUGAUUACUUUGAGCCGAAGAAACCGUCCCGUGCUUCGCCGCUCAUACGCGAGAUGCUAACCGUGUGUCCGUCGCACCGUGCCAACAUUGAGCAGAUUUGCAACCACUGGUGGGUGAACGAAGGGUACGAGGAAUCGUGCCUGGAUCUGGCGGAGGAGCUCGCCAAUCAAACGCCUGUCCGGUUGGAUGUGCUACUAUCGCUUGCACCACCGUCGGUAACGGCCGAUCAGCUGCUGGUGGGCAAUGGGCAGGAAGAUGCCAAGGCAAAGGAUCGCAUCCAGCGAAGCCACUCGAUGGGUUCGAUCGUUGACAUGGGAGGUACUGAGGCGGAACGGCGUAUUCUGGACAUGGUGGCGGCCGGCGGCGAAGCGGCUUUAAUGCCAUCGCCAACGCGAACCAUCACACCGGCGGAAGCGGCCGCUGGCAGUCCGGCACAGACGAAGCGCAAACUUGAAACGACAGUGUCAACCGAAAACGCUACCGGUGCGGUUAAGAAGAAGGACAAAGCGGACCCACCGUCACCGGCACAGCCUCGCAUACCGGAAGACAUGGACGUGGAGGAGACGGCCGUGGUGGCGAAGCCAUCGGAAGAAGAGCAGAAAAGUGCGGACGAACCGAAACAACAAUCCACUCAGGAAGAUAAACCCACCGAGCCGUCGACGAAACCGGGCGAAACAAACAAAUUCGAAGCACAGGAAGUACUGGAAGAUUUGCAAAAUCUUGAAAAUAUGUGUGACGAACUCCUCCUAGAAGCGGCGGCUCAACCACAAGCACAAUCAACGGAGAAUAGUAGCACUGUCGGGAAGGGACAAUCGGAAACGGUGGCAGCUAGUAAUGGUGCUGCUUUCUCACCACCAACACCGGACACACCACCCAAAACCGUAUCAGGCGUACGAGCGAAGUUGGAAAAAUUGGAAAAGGGCGAUACGGAUCAGAAACCGAUCGUACCUACGACGGCCAUACCUGCCGUGCGGAAGAUUUUCGGCAAGAACAAAACAACCGAUCUCACGUCCGCUAUCAACGAGGUCAACUCGCGAAAGGGUGGUGAUGAAAAUCAACCAACCUCGGGUACCGCACACCGUUCCGCUAGCAGUGUCGAGCGGAAGAAUAGUUUACCGGACGAGAGCCUAGCACGGACGGCCGAACGGCGCAAGUCACGCAUCCUCGAGACGGCGGAAAAGUUCCAGAACCUGAACCAGCAGGCGGGCAAUGGUGAAAAGUUUAAGAAGUUUGUGUUGCCGGGCGGUGGCGUACCGACCGUGGGCAACUACAAGAAAGAGUUCGAACGCAAGACUGGCCUGUCCACGUCGUCGACUUUCACGAAAUCACCGGCCCCGCAGACGGCUACUCUGGAGCAACGGAAACGUUACGAUGAGCAGGAACAGGAAGAGUGCGCAUCCACACCGGGAACACCGCCCGCUUUCGUUGGUUCAGCCAAGAAUCUGGCUGGCUUCCAGCAACAGCAAACGUACGAUGAACUGUCUGUGGCGACCAAAUCGGACGAUGAGGUGAAGGAAAGCGAUUCGAAAAGUUCGGUCGGCAGUUUUUCGCUCGAGGAUGCCCGCCGUUCGAUGGAGAACUCGAUUGCGAUGCUAAAUCGGGUGAAAACGACUGAUUCGAGCGCACCGUCAACGCCGACCUCGAUCGAUCAGCUGUGUGCCCGCACCGAGAGCGUCUCGAUGAUGGAGGACCACGAACGGGAACGGAAGCUGAAGAAUGCUCGCGAGAUCAUCGGCAAUGCGAUACCGAUCGGGCGGCUACGCAAACCACCGAUGCCGUUCGGUGCGAAUGGACGCUCGACCACCGGUACACUUGGUAUCAACAAACCGUACCGGAUGGGUUCGGAAACACCCGAACCACGUUGCGACACAAUGUCCAUCCCGAGAAAGGUAUCCAUCGGAAGCAUCCCCACGCCACCGAAGGAUGAAACGAAAACUUCGCACGCUGAAAUCACACUCAAAUCGGCCACUCUACCACGGCGAAAGCUAUCCAAGCCGCUGGAACUACAGGGAGAUCCGCAAAUGAAGGCGGAUCAGCAGCGUAUGCAACAACCGCCACCCCAGCCCGCCUUCCCUCCGAUGCGUUUCUCGACGGAGAUCCAGCAUCAGAUGCCGGAUCUACGCAGCGCACCGAUCGGUCGCGAUCAUCCGCCCGCCUUUGCUCCGAUGGCCCAUCAGCAUCAACAGCAUCUGCACCAUCGGGCAAACAGCCUGGAACCACAGGGCAAAGAGCAAGCAGGACCUUUUGCAGGACCACAAAAACCUCCCACAUAUCAGCGAACGGUAUCCGGUGCGUACGGUGCUGGGCCGUACGGUCCAUCACCGGUUGGUGGACAGGCUGGUCGGGGAUCGCUAUCGCGCCAGUCGACGAACGAGUCGAACGAUUCGGACAACACCAUCUCGCAGGGACCGAUAUCGACGAACGCGUCCGGCAUGAUGUCCGGUACGGUCAGUACCAGCGGUAGCACUACGAUGCCGAUCAAGAAGAGCCCGCGGGAGUACAUUAUACCGAUCGCGGUCGAGGGUGGUGGUAUUGUGACACCGCGCGCCAACAGUCUGGAACCGUCUGAAUCGAAUGCGUCUUCCGGUGUGUCCGGUGCUGCCGGGUUCGGUAUGAAACCGCGCCUUGGCAGACCGCGUCGUCUAGGCUCUCUCCUGGCGGAGAAUGAUGGUGAGGCGGGUGAUGUAACGUCCUUCCCACGACUGAACAGACAUACCUCGCUGGGACGUGAGAGCGAUUCUGAGGAACCGAAAUUCCACAUGAUGCAUCGUCUCAGGAGCACACGACCAUCGAAACGUGGUACGGCAGACCCGAACGAAUCGGCCAGUUCGGGCGAAGAGGACGAUGACGAUGGUUUCGAAAUACUGACCGCGGAAAAUCUUUUCUCAACGCUUCUGUCUCGGGUACGUGCACUUACUAACCGUUUAAAUGUGAACGACGUCAACUCAACGCGGUUCCCGGCGUCGCGCUUUAUGAACAAUCUGCGCCAAACGCAGGCACCGUUCUGGCAUCAUCAGGAUCCCUUCGGAAGGAACCUUACCGAGGGUAGCAACGCUGCCAAUGCCUGGCGCCACAGCAUGUCGCGAGACUUGAGCACGGACAUCGAUUCAAUGUUUUCGCGUAGCGGAGCCACACUUCCAAGAGGCGCUAGACUCAGAACACAAAGUAAUCAUGUAACGAAUAGUAAUAACAACAGCAACCAAAACCACUACCAUCACCAUCAUCAGCAACCGCCACCAGUGCCACCAAACAGCAGCAGCAACAGCAUUCGUAGUAGUUAUAACAAUAGAUAUAGCUAUCAUCAACCCGCAUCUAACCAUGCCCCCAACUCCACCUCCUCCUUCUACAAGGAUCUGGCAUCCUUGGCCGCGUACGGCAAUGGCGUCGGUAGCAGCGACAGUAGAGACGUCAGCACGUCCAGCGCACCUAGUAGUGGCGUUGGUGGCGGUGGUAUUGGAAGUAAUGACGAGGAGAGCAGCGUAUCUAGUACACUCAGUACCACGAACGGGAAUGGCUACCGGCAUCAGCUGCCAGCAAGGGGCGAUUCUGGCGAACCUGACCUAGCGACGAUGGUGACGACAAUGACGACAAUGACGACGACGGCGACGGAUAGUGGAUCGAUGGAGGAAAACCUGGAUCUACGCGAUCUCGAUCUGUCACAGUUACGAUUGUCGAAGCGUGAUCUGGAAACGCUGUCCAGCAUUACGCCCGCUCUUUCCCAGCGUGUGCAGGAGCAGUUGCUGGCACAGCUUCCACCGCAACAGGCCCGCAAACUCUCUCGCACACUUUCGAUGCAGAACGGUGCAGGUGCUGGAACGUCACAAACAGGGACGGUAGCAAACCAGCGCCUGUAUCGUAGAAGUUAUAGCAACAGUUCGGGUAAUCGAUCACUGGACGCGACGGCCGAGUAUGGUACGGCUGGCAACGGCUGGACACCGACAGGUGGCAGUGAGCUGCGUCGCAGAGGUGGCAGUCAACCUCGGGACAUCCUUUCACCACCACCGGCCUACCAAACACCAGCACCACUGUACGAGAAAUACGCUCCGUACGGUACGAGCAUUCCAACGGCCAACAGUACUGGUGAUUCAUCCGAUCCGGACGCGGAAAGCGUCAUCGAACGUAUCCGGCGCAAGAGCUACUACACACGCUUCAACGACACGAAGAAACCAGCCAAACGGGCCUCGGCCAGCAAUCUCGGUGCGCUCGGUGGCAGCGGCAGUACCGCGGGAAUGGGCACAUCCACCCACGUGAAGGACACUACCGGUAGCAGCAGUUACGGGUACUACGGUAAUGCCGCCGGCAGUGCCGGUACAGUGCGCGAGAAGUCACUAUCGCGCGGUGGUUCCUCUUCCUACAUUCUGCGCCCGAACAAAGAAUCGUCCUACAGUGGAGUCGGUAAGUACGACACGACGACGAGCUAUGCUACUCUCGGACGUACAUCCGAGCAUCCUCAUCGUGGCUAUGCGACGAUGGUGAAUCUCACCAAGACAAACCGAAGCGCUGCACGACUGCGCAACAGUAGCCUGGAUGUUGUUCCACUGGCAGCAUCGGCUGACUAUCAACAUCAUCAACCACACUACCAUCACCACCAUCACCAUCGUCAGCAACAGUCGUUAGGAGCGUCGCUUUCGCGUACCGGAUCGCGACUCCUAUCUACCGACGAUGAUCCACUAACCGACGGUAUAAACUACACCAAUCUCAUCAACAACAACAACAACAACAACAACAGUACCAACACCAGUAAUCACAAAUAUACACGCAACACCUACUACGAAAGUACUGCCGUCCCUUCAUCGUACGGCACCUACACACCGAGACGUCGCUCGUCAUUCGUGGCCGGCGGGUACGGGUCGUCUAAUAUCGCUUCAUCCUCUUCAUCGAUUGCGCUAGAUCUGCUCAAGGACCAUCGCGAUGGCUCGGCGAGCCACGGUAACCUGGCAAAUACGGCUUCUUCCUCCUCCUCCAACACACUGUCCGCGUCGGAGAACUACGGCAUCGGUAGCAGUAACAGCAGCAGCACGGCAUCGCGCACCAUUCGUCCAUACGAGACGCGGAGCAGCUCGCUCCUUACUCCAACGGCGUUACGUGAGUCGGGACGUUACAGCGGCCGUUACGAUAGUGGCACACUCACCAACAAAGCACUGCAACUAAUCAAAAGCCGACUCUAUUCCCUCUUGCUCCGGGUUACAACCACAACCGGCGGUUCCCCGGAUUAUGCCCACCACCAUCCUACCAACGCCCGAUGGUGAAGCACAUCCGCCAGCCAACCUCGCCAUCGAUCCACUCUCUAUCGAAGCUUUAUGAUGAGCCUGAAGCUAGCCUGAGUCUCCGGGCAGGUGUAAGAUAUGUCCUCCUACUAGCGCUUCCUUCCAUUUUGCUUUUCUUCCUCUUCCUGUGCUGGGUCUUUUAGGUAAGGGACAGAUCAAAAUGGCGCGAAACCAAACCCAUAGAACCGUAACCUCGUACUUCCGUUUCCGAAGAGAUGUGCAAGUGAUACUAAGAAAGCGCUACACUAUAUGUAUAAGAAUCUGAUGCUGAAUUUCUGCAUGUUGCAUCUCGUUUCACAGAACUUAUCGCACACGGACCUCGUCCACGUCCAAAUCAACGGACAAUGCGUAGACUGCAGGAAAGAUGGCUUCACGUUAAGUAACGUGUGCAAUCGUCACUCGAUCGUCGAUCAUGUCAACCAUUUCGUUCAUGUUCCGAUUAAUAGUACAUCCAAGUAGUAAAUUAUUGUGCCACUGUACUGGCUCACAAAAAAAGGUAAAUGUGUAGGUGAUGUCAUAUCGGAACACAACACCAUAAUGGCAAGCAAAGUAUACAGCGAUAAUACAACUGGUUAUUUUAGAUGAACGUAAUAGACUAGAAAAAAUUGCAUUUAGGCCAAAAUACACACAUCAACACAUCCACUCAAAUAAAAAGAGAAGGAAAGCCAAAACAAUAACCGCCAAAUAAUAAUUUAUUCAUUACAAAUAAGGUGUGUUAUAGAGAAGAAAUAAAUUCAGGGAAGGAGACAGUUCUAAAGAAAAAGAGAUAGAGAGAGAGAGAGAGAGAGAGAGAAAGAGAGAGAAAGAGAGAGAAAGAGAGAAUGAAAGGAUAAGAGAAGGGGAAAAGCGUUAUCGUACGAAGUGUGAUCACUGAACGAAUUUGUAACGUGUAUUUUAAAUGGUGUUUUUUAUCUGACCCACGCCCUUCUUUACCAGCCAGUGUCCUUAUUGGGACACGUUUCAUCAACACGCACGAUCAAGAACAAUGUCACCAUAUUAAUUACAGAAAAGAAGGGCACAAAUCUCACCAAACGGUUAACCUUAAUAUCCCCACCGGCAGACACAAGCCUCAGACGUAAAACAAAGAUGGUGGAAACCAUACGAUCACCAUGCGUCUCCAUGGAGUAUCGAUCAUGCUGGCUACCUUUACUUUUGUUUUUCUCGUUUGUUAGAUGGAUGCUGUAUCUCACGGUUCAAUAAGCCCAGAAAAUCUUCCAAUAGGCGCUAAAAAAAAACAUUACCCACACACCUAAGUAAGAACUCCAAAUCGGUUUCAGAGACUCUGCACAUCACCACCAUGAAGAGUGGCGAUCAUUUUGUGUCACGAUCCUGUCACCAUCAGUUUAGACUUCAAUUACUCCAACACAUACCUUGUAAGCGUGCUUACACUACGCAAUCCCUUUUCAAGGGCUUUGAUUUUUUUUUUGUACGUAUAUCCUAAUUCCGGUGCCUUUCUUUUCUGAUCAAACAAGAACAACUGAAUCAAACAAGUACGCUCGCGAGAGUUGUUUAGGUAAAGCAAACAUUUGUUAAAUUUGUGAAAGCAAGCCAGAUUGCAAGGUUCCAUGAACUGAGUGUGAAAGAAAAAUGUAACAUUUCUGUGCCAUUAACUAUGGGGAGAAUGAAUGGACAAAAUAGCAAGAAGCACGAUCGCGUAUGAUUGUUUCGAUGACACCAGGAUAAAAACGAGUUGCUCUUUUUGUGCGCCAUAUACCUAUAUGUGUUUCGUUUUUUUUUAGUGAAAUUAGCAAUUAAAUCAAAAACAGCAAUUCUUCAAGCGUCAUAAAGACGUAGUGCGGGUACGAGAGAACACGGGACAAAACAUUGGAAAGAUGCGAAAAAGAAACGACGUUGUUAGAUAAUAUUUUUUUACAAUUUUAUGUAAAGUCAUCCAUGCACAAGAUGCAACAAUUUAAACAAUUGUGUGCACACUCUGCAGAAUUAUGGCGAUAAUAGUUAUUGUGCCCGCGUAAGUCGAUCAAACCGGAUCAAACUUAACAUCAAGCCGGAAGGAGUUUUGAGGAACGGCAAUAAAAUCAAUAAACGGAAAAAGUAAGCAGACGACAGUUAACGAGUAAUCGGUUUUUAAUCGGGCAUCAAUCCCGCCAAUAAGUAAUGCGUUUGGAAAUAUACUGUGAUUUAUGAACACUGAAUGUCCGCUGCCGGAAGACACGGAAUCUCGCGUUUUGCUAGCUAAGAAAGCUACUUCAUUAAAAUGUUGCGAAACACGGCAAAGAAGGAAGAAUUGUUUGGUAAACAUACAUAUACGGAUAGAGCCUACAUUAAAUCAAAUACAACCGGAUGGUUAGACUGUGGUAGAAAUAAUUUGUUCGAACCAAAAAAAAAACUGUUUUACUUUUAAAAAAAUAUCAGCAAUAAUUAUAAAAUAUGAUUCGUUCGCAAAUGCCCAUUUUGAUGUGAUGGGAUGAAUAUAAGUUUUUUAGCAAAAUGAAUGGAUGCCAAACCAUUACUUCGUAUAAUAAACAAGACUAGCAAUAUUUGAUCGUUUCUCCAUCGUAGGAACAAACCCGGACGGCGGUGUAGCAGAGGGGACGAAGCAAGGGAACGUAUCCGGUAAACGGGUGGUGUUCGUUUUGGAUUAAAGGAUAAAUCAGGUUAAUGCAAAACUUUGUUGCCAUCUUACUGGUAUGCUAUUGAAUGAUAGCAGUAUUGUGAAAUUAUCAAUAAACUAGAUUGACGGA